AUUUAAUUUAAUUUAAGCCUACUCUAACUAAGAAAUACAUGCCUUUGUGUAUGGUUUUAGGUCAUUUGAUGAGUAAGAACAGAGAAGUAGGUGAGAUGGAGUGUCGUCCCUGUAGCACAUUGACUGCAGGUUGUCUGUCUGCAGCUGCUCAGAGGGUCAUGACUGCCUUGAGAGCUCAGUAUGCAGGCAGAAUAAGCAGGAGAGCACAAACAGUAGACUUUCUCAGCACAGUCCCCAGGCUGUCCCAAAAUCAGGGCACCUUCAACAAAACUGCAGUGCCACACACACAGACCAACAUACUUUACAAGGGAAGAGAGAGGCAAUUAUUAGAACACUCCCCAUUCACAGAGAAGUUCCUCUGUCAUCCUGACCUCCGGCAGUUACACAAUCAAGAUAACACAUUUAAUCAGUGCAGAGCAGAUAACCGUGGUAAUUGGAGGCAAAGGGAUUGUGGAGAUGAUGUCAGUCUGUCAGGAUUUAAUUCUGGUAAUAAUAUCCAAGGUCUCAGUAGAAGCCCUCCAGAGUUAGAUCUACAGGGAGAAGAGCUUUUCCAAAGGAAUGGCUUUGUUAGACGGGGAAGCCCACAGGCUGUCAUGGAAUUACCAGAGACAUGUAGUGAGAUCUUCAAUAGGAGCAAAAGAAUCCAGCUACUGGCUUGUAAUGAAGAGGAUUGUAAAGUAGAGGCAAUAACUCACACCCCUGCUGUAAAGAGACAGCGGUUUGCUAAUGUGCAAAUACCCAUCAUCACGUGUUUGAAACAGUUUGAGGAAGACUAUUCUGGGCAAAAGAACGAAGAUGUGAGAACAUAUAAAAACCUUGAUACGGUGCAGUUUUGCUGCUUUGAAGAGAAAACAAAAAUAACCGAAGAAGUAGAUCUGAAUUCUUACGCAGAAACAAGCGAGAAGCUUAAAUUUAAUUCAGUUUUGUUUGAGGGAGUCUUUAAAGAAAGUGGUGACAAAGUAUGUGAAACUGGACAGAAAGAAAUAGAAGAAUACUCAAGAUCUAAUUUGAAAGAGUCUUCAACAUCCAGAAAAGAGAGUCAGAAAACUAGCCUUCUCUUGGAUGACUCCUGUCAUGAUUCAGAUACAAAUAAAAUACCAACUAAUGAAGGUGAUCUGUUUGUUCAUCACAAUUUGGUUUCGCUUAGUGACCGUGUUCAGUACACAAAGGACAGAGAAAACGAAGCUGCGGUGGAGACAGGUCCAGCCGAAACGAAACAUGUCUGUCAUGAUGCUGGCGUUCAUCAGUCUGAUAUGAAAACCAAUCAGAUGGAAACCCAAAAGUGUAGCCUAGAGCCAGGGCACAUUGCAGCUACUAAAGCCACAGAAACACAUCAAGACAAGCAGAUCUUCUUACAGGUAGGUCAGAGGAGCUCUGGAGUAGAGCGUAUGCAUAAUGUGACCCUUCCAUCCAAGCAGUCUGCAAAGUGGAAGCCUCCUCAGUCAUUCCAAGGGACUCCUCAGAUCACAUUGUUGCAGAAGCCAUGCUCUAAACCAACCUCCAGCAUAAGUAGAGACAGCAAAGUUCAAAUUGUUUACAAGGCACUGCAGAGCAAAGCUAGAAGGCGAUCCAUAUACCCGCAGAAAAGUACUCAAAAUCAGGAAGAAAUGCCAGGACACACAACAAUCCCUUCGAUAGAAGGUAACCAACAGUCCAAUGUGGAAAUCCUCUCCCCCGUCCCUAAAGCUGUCCAACAGAGGCACUCUGCUUCAGAGGGGAACGAGCAGACACAUCUGGAGAGGGACUGGAACAGGGAUGGGGACAAGACCCCAUAUCCCACUAAACACGCUCUAGCACUAAUCUCUGACCCCCAAGUUUGUGAUGCCAGCCGUUUCUCACAGGAAGAGAGGAUGUGUGUGUUGGAGGAGACUGCAAGAGCAAGGGCACUGGUGGUUACGAUGGUUUAUCAGGAUGGAACCACACAGCUGGACCCUGAGCAGAAAUGUCCCCCUGCUGUAUGUGGAGUUUUGGUUUUGCUGAAGAAGAGUUUAGAUUCACUUGUUCUGGAGGAGACCAGAGCAGCUGAGGAGAGGUUGCUGUUUCUAAAACUGGACCAGAGACCUGCCUGGGCUCAGCAAAACCCACAACACAACCAGGAUCUAUUCACCAGAGAGCUGAUGUUAAAGAUGGUGUGUGGAACACAAAUAUUGGUGUGUUACAAAUCUAAAGACCUCCUCCGAACAGUGCUCAGGCAUUUCAGCAAGGAUCUGAGCUGGAAACAAGUGACUGGUUGUCAGGUUUUGGAUCCUCAGAUUGCUGCCUGGUUACUAGAUCCUGCUGAUUCUGCUCCCUGCUUUCAGAACCUUUUCAACAAGUACUGUACUCGUCCUACCACAAAUACACCUGCACAGACUGAGCCCAGACAUAAGACGGUAUCCCAUGUGAUCUUCAGCCUGUCACGACUACACAGGGUAAUGGUAGAACUUCGGAACAAGCUGGAGACGCAGGGUCUGUGGCAGCUCUACUUUUGCGUUGAACAGAAGAUGAUUCCAGUUUUAGCAGCUAUGGAGAGCCACAGGAUCCAUGUGGACAGAAAUGCCCUAAAGAAGACAUCGGAGAUGCUAGGGACUAAAAUGAAGCAGUUGGAGCAAGAGGCUCAUCAAAGUGCUGGUCAGAAGUUCCUGGUGUCCAGCAGUUCCCAGCUGCGACUGGUUCUGUUCGAGAAGCUUCGCCUGCAUGAACGCUGUGAGAAUAAGAAGCUCCCCAAAACCAUGCUCAAACAGCAGCAGUCCACCUCAGAGGCUGUGCUCUUAAAGCUCCAGGACCUGCACCCUCUUCCCAGAAUUGUUCUUGAAUACAGGCAGGUUCACAAGAUCAAGUCUACAUUUCUGGAUGGGAUUCUGUCUUGUAUGACAAAGACGUUCAUCUCCUCCACAUGGAAUCAGACAAGUACUGUCAGUGGUCGACUGUCUGCCAAACAUCCAAAUUUCCAGGCUCUGCCCAGGCAGCCAGUACGGAUCUCAAAGAGGCAGUGUGUCGAAGCCGCUACGGGGAAGGAGGCAGAGCUGGUAACGGUUCACCCUCGUACCAUGUUCAUACCACGAGAGGGCUGGACUUUCCUUUCUGCAGAUUUCUGCCAAGUGGAGUUGCGUCUGUUGGCUCAUCUGUCAUCUGACCCAGAGCUGUUGAGAAUCUUCCAAAACCCAGAAGCAGACGUUUUUAAUAUGCUUGCCUCUCAGUGGAAGGGUAUAAGUGAGGACAGUGUAAGUGCAGAAGACAGAGAGCACGCCAAGCGCAUUGUCUAUUCUGUGGUCUAUGGAGCUGGAAAGGAGCGUCUCUCUGGUAUUCUGGGUGUGAACGCUGAAGAGGCGAGUCAUUUUCAGGAAAGUUUUCUCCAGAAGUACAAACAGGUGCAGGCUUUUAUCCAGUGCACUGUCCAGCACUGCCACAAAUACGGUUACGUAAAGUCCAUAAUGGGUCGGCGCCGUUUCCUCCCUCAUAUCCAUUCAACAGAUUGGAGCAUCCGGAACCAGGCCGAGAGACAAGCAGUCAACUUUGUAGUGCAAGGUUCUGCUGCGGACCUCUGUAAAAUGGCCAUGAUACACAUCUGCUCACUUGUGGCCUCUUCCACCACUCUCACUGCCAGGCUGCUGGCUCAGAUCCAUGAUGAACUACUGUUUGAGGUGGAGGACUCGCAGAUGGAAGACUUUGCAGUGUUGGUGAAGGAAACAAUGGAGUCUCUCCAGCAUAUCAGCUGUCUUGGAGUCAGUCUUUCAGUUCCUCUGAAGGUCUCUGUCUCUACAGGACGAUCGUGGGGAUCCAUGUGUGAAGUCAAUUUCGCCCAUGCUGCUACCUCACACACCUCAAUUUGAGCCUGCUUUGAGGUUUCCCAGUGCCAGUGUGUGCUUCUCUGCUCAGCUCUCUGCCUCUUGAUCUUUUUCCCGGAUCGCUGACUGCCUUGUUGUCUCUCAUUUUCAUUGGCUCAUUUGGGGUUCUUUUUUUUGUCCUUUUUUUAAUUUCCCUGCCCCUCUUAUUUCUUUUCUCCUUCUCUAGGUCUUUCUCUGAGCUGAAAACCCAUCACCAUGGUAACUGGGCUGCUGCAGCUCCCGCUUCUUUUUCCUCGCUCGCUGUAUCUGGGGGCAACCGUAGGCGCCUAGACUGGAUCGCGCCAGUUUGUGUCUUUCUCUUCCUUUAGGCGUUUCACCAAAACUCGUUCCAUUUGUGUUCUGCGCUCUGGUUUCUGCCCAUCUCUUGUCCAGUUUCUUAUGUUAACAUCAAGCUGUUCAUUAAGCUUUCGGCCUAAUCACAAAUGUAGCUCUUUUCUUACAGAUUUUAGAAGUUAUUAAAGGUAUUAUUGUUUAUAUUUAAACAUCACAUUCUGAUCCCUCUCUUACUGCGGCUUCUUGAUAAUUACAGUACUGAUUUUAUUACCGCAAUAGAAGAUGAAAGCAAGAGCACAGAUUAGCACUGUGAUGGCAAGAGACCUGGUAUGUGGGCUAAUAUUAUAUUCAAUAAAAUGUCCUGUUUUA
Messenger RNA from Silurus meridionalis, 4469 nucleotides. It is a transcript of the gene poln, whose product is annotated as polymerase (DNA directed) nu. Gene Ontology annotation, biological process: DNA-templated DNA replication; double-strand break repair. Gene Ontology annotation, molecular function: DNA binding; DNA-directed DNA polymerase activity. Lineage: Eukaryota; Metazoa; Chordata; Actinopteri; Siluriformes; Siluridae. The record is from RefSeq and is a predicted model, not a curated record. The transcript is spliced from 26 exons. Bases 39 to 3812 code for a protein of 1257 amino acids.